Molecule: messenger RNA, 4128 nt
Organism: Hyla sarda
Lineage: Eukaryota; Metazoa; Chordata; Amphibia; Anura; Hylidae
Product: fibulin-2-like
Exons: 16
Coding region: 672-3578 (968 amino acids)
Cellular component (GO): extracellular region
Molecular function (GO): calcium ion binding
Source: RefSeq, a predicted model, not a curated record
UCAGGACCACAGCAGAAAUUAGCAGCAGGGAUCUCUGAGGAUUAUGGAUGGGCAGUGAAACAUGUAUAAAUACCAUAUUCACUGUAGAAAGGAGGAGAUUGUUGUAGAAAAUGAUUAUUGUUGUACAAAUACCACGGUAGGAGAUGUACCCAAUCAUCAUGCUGUGAGAAAACAAAUUGUUGUAGAUAGUUCUUUAGGAUCUGUUUUACACAGUCUACCUGCCCAUCGGUCUGGGGGUGGUCCAGAGGAGAAGUCAGGACAAGAGUCUUAUGAACCCCUGGAUGGCCAACACACUUGUGUCCUCAGAAAAAAGUCAUGGCAAAGAAGAAACAACUCCAAGAAGACGUCAACUGUGAGUCCCUGGAUGUAACCACUUUAUCUUUACUGGUGCACAGCUUGGACCUUCACCUGACAACAGACCAGGCAUUCAUUGUGGUAUUUGCUGUGGACCAUGCUUGGAAGGAAAUCACAGGAAUGAGAACGCAGAAGAGGGAGAAAAGGAAUGAAAACAGAGGAAACUGAAUUUAAAGGGACAAAUGUCUCAACCUUGAUGAAAAGCGGCUUCUAGCAGGAAUCGUCUGUGAGGAGGAAGAAUUCAGGGACAAUUUUCAGGUACAUUGCAAAUCGUCUUAUUGUUCAUCUGAUGAUUUUGUAUCCGCUCAGUUUCCAACAUGAGUGAAAUGAAACAAGUGGGAUUUCUGAGCUUUUUCAUUUUGCUUAUACAAUGCACAAAACCUUCCUUGUCUCAGGCCAAUUGCUUAGAUGUUAUGUGCAAGCCCCUGGAAAACUGUAUAUUGGAGGUGAUGGAGGAGGGGUCCUGCUGCCCAUCAUGUGCACAGUUUGGGUGCCCCUGUGAAGGUUACCAGUACUAUGACUGUCUCAGUGUUGGAUUUCAAGGUGGGAAAGUUCCCGAAGGCGAGUCUUACUUUGUCGACUUUGGCAGCACAGAGUGCACCUGUCCCUCUGGAGGCGGAAGAAUAAGUUGCCAUUUUAUACCAUGUCCCGAACUUCCACCAAAUUGUAUUGACAUCAUGCAGCCAGCAGAUGGGUGCGUACAGUGUGGUAGGAUAGGUUGCAUUCAUGGUGAGGAGAAGUAUGAAGCCGGGCACACUUUUCACAUGUCACACUGUAAGUUCUGCCAUUGCCCCAAUACAGGGGGGGAGUUAAUGUGUUAUGCCGUGCCUGACUGUGACAUGGAAGCAGAUAACAACACCCAUCUCAUGGACACCACCGAGAGUGAUCCAGAGAGACAAUAUGACUAUCCCUACAGCCACGAACAGGACCCUCUGGAGAUUGUGGAAAAAAACAACAAUUACAAAAGAAACGCCCUGCAAGAUCACUCUAAAUUGGAUUAUGAAGAUGUCACUGAUGAGGAGGUAACCACCUUGUCAACCACUACACAGGUUAUCAACCUAGUGGAAUAUACCACAACCCAAUACUCAACACAUCCUACCACCCAACCGUCCACCAUGGCCUACACCACAGAUAGCAGCACCACCAUAGCUCCAUUGACUUCCACUGAAAGUAAGGUUACUGCCAAGACCACCAUCCAACCAGAUGUCAUAGAGGCAACCACCAGCCAAGCUACAACUACCCAGCUAAGAACAACAGAGGAAAAUAAAGCAUCAUCUAUUGAAAACAGCACUGAGAAAGGCAAAAGUCUGGAAAUAGAUCCUCAAAUAAACAAAACACAGGAUUUGGAUCCAGCAGUAAAUAAAGAUGAUUAUCCUGAAGAGGAAAAGGAAGAAAAUGUUUUCUCCACAACAGUGAAAGCAAUAGUAACAUCUGUUCAGUGGAGCCCAAGUCCCUCCGUGGAGCCACAGGUCACGUUCCCUCGUCUGGGUGAGCAAGGGGCCCCGAAGGACAUUCUCAAUCAAUCAAGAACACAUGAUGGAUCUUCUAAGGAGCUGAUAGAGACAUGCUGUACGGCUGGUCAGCAGUGGUCUAUUGACCAUGGAGAAUGUGAGAACAUGGCCCACAGUGCCUCCAAGGACUGCAGGCUUGUUGAGAAGCAAUGCUGUAUUUCUUACAUCAAGGAUAACACCUGUAUUGCUGGGAUGAUUGCAGCCAAAGAAGAUGGCAUUUGCCUUCAAACUGAGAAUGAUCACUGUGAAAGAUCACAAUUCAAGCUGUGCUGUGACUGCUGCUCUCUGGGCCUAAAGAUCAGGAAGGAAGGACAUUCCUGCGAAUCCAACCUAAACCUUGGAUACCCUUGUAACCACAUGAUGAUGCUAUGCUGUAAUGGAGAAGAGCAGCUACUUCCACCAGAAAUCAAAAUUCUGCCAAAACCUCAACCAACACCAAAAGCUGAAAAAGAUAUGGACGAGUGCGCCCUGAAUACACACACCUGCAAGACGGGUGAACGUUUCGUCAACACGGUGGGAUCAUUCACGUGUGUAUCAGAGGUGACGUGUGAGACCGGGUUCAUACUAGAAGAGGGAGUAUGUCAAGAUAUUAAUGAAUGUUCAUCUAGCCCGGCCCCCUGCAAACAAGGAUUUACCUGCAUAAACACCUUGGGCUCUUAUGUGUGCCAGCGGAAACACCUGAACUGCAACCGGGGGUACAAGUCUAAUGAGAACGGAACAAUGUGCAUUGAUAUAGACGAAUGUGCCAAAGGCGUGCACAACUGCUCCAGUGAACAAGCCUGCUACAAUCUUCCUGGCUCAUAUCGCUGUGACUGUAAGGCUGGAUAUCGCUUUGACACAUUCAGGAGGAAAUGCCUGGAUGUCAAUGAGUGCUGGGUAUAUCCAGGGAGAAUGUGUCACCACACAUGUGAGAAUACCGUGGGCUCCUACCGCUGCUCGUGCUUUGCUGGUUUCCGACUAUCGCAGGAUGGGAAACAUUGUGAAGAUGUUAAUGAGUGUGAACAGAACCCAUGUAACCAGGAGUGCACCAACAUCUACGGCUCCUACCAGUGUUACUGUAAGGAGGGAUACAAGCUGGGCGAUGAUGGCACCACCUGUGAAGAUAUUGAUGAAUGUCGUCAGAGUAUUGGAUCUAUCUGCACUUUUGCCUGUGUCAACACCCCAGGAAGUUAUCAGUGUGCAUGUCCAGAGCAUGGAUACACAAUGUCAGUCAAUGGGUUAACAUGCAAAGAUAUUGAUGAGUGUGAAAUAGGAACCCACAACUGCACAUCCUCGGAGGAAUGUUACAACAUCCAGGGAAGUCACAAGUGUCUCUCCUUCGAUUGUCCAGAAAAUUACAGAAGAGUCUCCAAUAUGCAAUGUGAGCGACACAACUGCUUCAACUACCAAGACUGUCAGAACACCCCAUUUCGGAUCUCCUACCAUCGCCUCAACUUCCCAACCGGAGUGGUGGUUCCAGCACAGAUAUUUCGCAUAUCCCCAUCUCCAGCCUAUGCCGGUGAUAAUAUCAUCAUGGACAUUAAGAAAGGAAAUGAAGAAAACUAUUUCAGCGUCAGGAAACUGAACCCAUACACAGGGAUCCUCUACCUGCAGAGACCCCUCAGGAAGCCCAAGGAUUUCCUGCUGGAUGUGGAGAUGAAGCUGUAUCGCCAGGGGUCCGUGACAACCUUUCUGUCCAGAAUCUACAUAUUUAUAACUGCACCUGUCUCCUAAUAAUGUUUGUAUUUACAACAAUGGGCCAUGUACAUAUGGAAAUGGUAACUGAGAAAUGGGUCAUGUGACUUGUCUGUUCCAGCCGCAGCAUCUCUGGAGACAGGUUAGGGCCAGAUUUGCAAGACUAAAUAUUUCUGCAUAUAGGACUCAUGUACCCAACAUUGUAACUUAUUCUGGAUGUAACCUCCAUAACCCUGAAUAAUCUGUAUAAAAUCAGUGUAAGAGUCAUACUCAGGUCAUGGGUUGGGGUUUCGUGCCCGUUUUAUUCAUGUUAUGGGUGCUGCCUCAUUGAUGUCUCAAGGUUGUAGAAAGUUGACAAGAAAAUGCUUAUGAAUACUGACCACACCCACAAAUAACAGCUUUGACAUUAUGCAACAUAAAUUUUAAUAUUACACGUAUACAGUAUUAUGUUUAGGCCUUUAUCAUUUGCCACCUAAGGGAUAAUAUGGGGACUGCAUGUAAAAGAUCUGUGGUAUUUUAUUUAUUAUGUUCUAAUUUAUGUAAAUGAAUGUAACUUUGUUUAAUCGCAAAAUAAAAAAUACUAAAACCA